Molecule: messenger RNA, 498 nt
Organism: Brugia pahangi
Lineage: Eukaryota; Metazoa; Nematoda; Chromadorea; Rhabditida; Onchocercidae
Source: the annotation of a GenBank genome assembly
AUGCUGAUACUACAGAUAUCAAGCAAAACAACAGUGAAUGAAAUUAAUGAAAUUAUGGAGGAAAUUUUUUCAAGAAUACAAUGCAUAACGCUUACACGUGAACGCUUAGAUAGAAUUAAAAAUUAUUUUGCAAAAUCAAAAAUGCUUGCAUUAUGUGAAUCGGAUGCAUUUGAAUGGAUAACUGAUAAUAUGCAAACAAUUUAUAAAAAUCCAAUAAAUGCAUGCAAAAAAUUACGCAUUGCUAUUGGUAGUCGAAGUAUUUCAAUUGAUUUAGCUACAAAGGCUCUUCAAUUAUUUGUGGAAAAUCAUUCAAUCUGUAUGACUGAUAUGAUAAAAUAUUGCUCUUAUGAGGGACGAAGUGAAAUAACAAUAAAUGAAUUAUCACAAAUAUUAAAACGUUUAAUUAAAAUGAAUAUCAAAAAUGUUUUAUUUGAUAAUUCUGAUCGUAUUUCUACACUACUAUUUCAAGAAAAUCCAUCUCAUACAUAUCAACUUUAA